AUGGCUCGAGAUACUGCAACGAACGCCAGCUCAACAGAGGACGCAAAUGAUAAAUUGAAAGACAAAACUAGCGGGAAAAACAAGGACGAGAAAGAUAAGAAAGACGAGGUGGAAGAGUUGUCUGAAGAAGAUCAACAAUUGAAGAAUGAACUGGAGAUGCUGGUCGAACGUUUGAAGGAACCUGAUAUAUCCCUGCACAACCCGGCCCUAGAAUCACUUCGUACGCUUAUUCGGACAUCGACAAGUUCGAUGACAUCGGUUCCGAAACCAUUGAAAUUCUUACGACCGCAUUAUGCAACUAUGGCAGAGAUAUAUGAAAAUUGGAUUGACUCUGAAAAUAAGAAUCGUCUUGCCGAUAUUUUAUCAGUUCUGGCAAUGACUUACGAUGAAGGCAAGCGCGAUUCACUUAAAUACCGUCUUCAAGGAUCCAAUGAAAAUCCCGGAUCGUGGGGACACGAAUAUGUUCGCCAUUUGUCAACCGAAAUUGGUCAAGAAUACGUAUACCGUACGGUAAAUGGGGAUUCACCGUCAACCGACGAUUUAAUGAAUCUUGCAUUGGAUAUUGUCCCCUUUUUCCUACAGCACAAUGCUGAAGCCGAUGCUGUUGAUCUGUUGCUAGAACUUGAAGCGAUAGAUAAAUUGCCUCAGUUUGUUGACAGUGAUACAUAUGUGCGUGUAUGUCUGUAUAUGGUCAGUUGUGUUAAUUUGUUGGGCCCACCGGACGAUGAGCAUUUCUUGAGAACGGCACAUUCUAUUUAUUUCAAACUUGAAAAAUAUUCUGAAGCAAUGAGUCUUGCUAUUCGGCUUAGAGAUGAUGAUCUCAUAAGGGAGGAUUUUGAAGCAGCCGGGAUGAAAGAUGCUUUAUUACAGAAGCAGCUUGCGUUUCAUCUUGCCAGACAGCAAAUUUCACUACCAAUUGAGGAUGAAGAAAUAGAAGCAAUAUUAAAUAAUAAUCAUUUGUCUAAGCAUUUUAUUGCCCUGGCGAAAGAAUUAGAUGUUUUGGAACCGAAGUCACCUGAAGAUAUUUAUAAAAGUCAUUUGGAAAAUAUCCGGCCCGGAUUUACGAGCGGCAAUGUUGACUCUGCUCGUCAGAAUCUUUCAUCAACUUUUGUUAAUGCCUUUGUGAAUGCUGGUUUUGGAACUGACAAGUUAGUUACCAUAAAGGAAGGACAUCACUGGAUGUAUAAGAACAAAGACCACGGAAGAUUAAGCGCUGCUGCUUCUAUUGGUAUGAUAAUGCUUUGGGACGUGGAGACGGCACUCAAUGUCAUCGCCGAUUAUCAAACGUCAGAAGACUAUCACGUCAAGGCGGGCGCCAAUUUAGCAAUUGGACUCGUAAAUGCAGGAAUCCGCAGUGAAAUUGAUCCUGCAAAAGCUUUGUUGUCAGAAACAAUUGAAGAUAGUAAGCAACGAGAUAUCGUGCGUAUAUCCGCUGUUGUGGGUCUCGGGUUAGCUUACGCUAACUCACAUCGUGAGGAUGUACAAGCUCUACUUCUUCCACUAGUUCUUGAUAAAAACGUAAAAUUGGAAAUAGCGUCUCUGGCUGCCUUGUCACUAGGUUUAAUUUCCGUUGGAGAUUGUAAUGGCGAUAUUGGUAGUGCGAUUGUUCAGGCUAUGAUGGAGCGUGAUAAGGGACAAUUGAAGGAUACCUGGGGCCGGUUCUUGGGACUUGGUCUUGCACUGUUAUAUCUUGGGAAACAAGAACAGGCCGAAACAGUGUUGGAAACACUAAAGGCUAUUGAUCAUCCAUUGGGUAAACAAGUCGGAGUGCUGGUUGAAAUUUGUUCAUAUGCAGGAACUGGCAAUGUAUUGAAAGUACAGAAAAUGCUUCAUAUAUGUAAUGAUCAUUUGGAUAAAGAGAAGGAAGAAGAUUUACAUCAAGCUUUUGCUGUUCUCGGAGUUGCAUUAAUAGCUGUUGGUGAAGAUGUUGGGGCUGAAAUGUCAUUGCGAACAUUUAAUCAUUUGAUGCAUUAUGGCGAACCGGUGAUUCGUCGGACAGUUCCAUUAGCACUCGGUCUACUGUGCGCCUCAAAUCCGCUACUCAACGUUCUCGAAACGCUCAGUAAGCACUCUCAUGAUAACGACGCUGACGUUGCAAUUAACGCUAUCUUCGCUAUGGGCCUCGUUGGUGCCGGAACAAACAACGCAAGACUCGCACAGAUGUUGAGACAGUUGGCGAGUUAUUAUCAUAAGGAGCCUAAUUGUCUGUUCAUGGUUCGGAUCGCACAGGGAUUACUGCACAUGGGGAAGGGUACGAUAUCAAUUAAUCCAUUCCAUUCUGAUCGCCAACUGAUGUCACCCGCUGGAAUGGCUGGUAUAUUAGCAACGUUAAUCGCGUUUACUGACGCUAAGAAACUAAUUCUCGACAAGUAUCACUGGUUCCUCUAUUUCCUCGUGACAGCAAUGUACCCCCGGUUCCUAAUCACCCUUGACGAAAACCUCGAAAGCCUUCCAGUCACUGUGCGUGUUGGACAAGCUGUGGAUGUGGUCGGUCAGGCAGGACGACCAAAGACAAUUACGGGAUUCCAGACACAUUCGACACCCGUAUUGCUGGCGCAUUCUGAGCGAGCAGAAUUGGCUACGGAAGAAUACAUUUCACUCUCACAUGUCUUGGAAGGUUUUGUGUUGUUGAGGAAGAAUCCGGAUUUUAUGGAAGAAGAUAGAGAUUAG
This is a messenger RNA of Paraglomus occultum, 2670 nucleotides long. NCBI's taxonomy places the organism in Eukaryota, Fungi, Glomeromycota, Glomeromycetes, Paraglomerales, Paraglomeraceae. The record is from the annotation of a GenBank genome assembly.